UGCUCGAUUUGCUGUCUUCUCUCGGAUACAGCUCACUUCUCUCCUCAGCUCACUCCUCACUGUAUCUGUUUUCCCUCUCCAUCACAACUCAAGAACUCCCUGAGAAUGACUCCUCCAGAUACCUCCAUCCACAGAUGCCCGUCUCAAAGCUCAUGGCUGCCCAGGAAGACUCAACACUCUUGGGCUUCCCUCCUGCGGAUCUGUCCUCUCUAAAGUGGAUCCACAUCAGAACUGCAGCUCACUCUGGUCACUUUUAAGGCAAGUCCAUUCAGACCUUGACUAUAAGUCUACAAGCACAAAACAAGAACAAGACCUUCAAAAGUGAGGCUUCCAGAGGACGCAAAGACACAUAUUAUAAGAUGGAGCAAGAGAUAUCAAAAGUACAGCGUAAGAUGUCUGACUUGGAGUCAGUUCUCCAGCAGAAGGACGUAGAACUCAAAGCGUCAGAAACCCAGCGGACCAUCUUAGAACAAGACCUGGCCACCUACAUCACAGAGUGCAGCAGUUUGAAGCGCAGUUUAGAGCAGGCCCGUAUGGAGGUGUCGCAGGAAGAUGAUAAAGCUCUUCAGCUCUUGCAUGACAUACGUGAACAGAGCAACAAGCUGCAGGAAAUCAAGGAACAGGAGUACCACGCUCAGCUGGAGGAAAUGCGGGUGUCUAUUCGUCAACUGGAGGAGAAUCUCUCUGCCGCUCGCCGCCGUAGUGACCUGUAUGAAUCGGAGCUGAAAGAGUCCCGUCAGACCAGCGAGGAUCUCAAGAGGAAAGCUGCAGAAUAUCAACAGAAGAUUCAGAAGGCUAAAGAACAGGGCAAAGCUGAGAUGGAAGAACUUCUGAUCAAACUACAGAAGACCAAUGCAGAACAACAAUCAAAGAUUGAAGAACUUCAAGAGAAUCUUACCAAGGCUGUGACAUCGAGUUCAGAAGCCUCUGAACUGCUGCAGAAUCUUCGUCAUUCUAAAGAACGUUUGGAGCGAGACCUGGAGCGUCUACAGACCAAAGAGGACUCCACCGACAGUCUGCGUAGACGCUUACGAGAAACUGAGGAUGGAAAGACGACCCUGGAGAAUCAGGUGAAGAGGCUGGAGUUGGUGGAACGGAGAGAAACUAAACUAAAAGAAGACAUCCAGACUAAGUCACAGCAGAUCCAACAGAUGGCCGACAAAAUCAUGGAACUAGAAGAGAACUUGCGUGACACGCAGGCCACGGCGCAGCGUAUGGAAACACACCUGGAACAGAAAAAGCAGCUUUAUGAAGACAAGAUCAAGGUUUUAGAGACUCAGAUGAAGGUCGAUAUGGCUGAAAAGGAGCUACUGGAGUCCAAACAGAACACGUAUGAGGAGGAGUCCCGGCAGAGGGGCAAAGUGAUCAGUGACCAGACCGCGACCAUCAAUGCCAUGGAGUCCAAGAUGACCAGUCUGGAGCAGAGAAUCGCUGAGCUUUCUGAGGCCAACAAACUGGCAGCUAACAGCAGCCUUUACACGCAGAAAAACAUGAAAGCUCAAGAGGAGAUGAUAUCUGAACUGAGGCAGCAGAAGUUUUAUCUGGAGUCUCAGGCCGGUAAACUGGAGGCCCAGAAUGCAAAGCUGGAGGAACAUCUGGAGAAGUUGACACAGCAGGAACAGACCAACAAGAGUAGAGUGAUGGAACUGGAGGCCAGACUUCGAGAGAUCGGUCUGGAACAUGAAGAACAGAAGCUGGAGAUCAAGCGUCAGGUGUCGGAGCUCACGCUGUCACUGCAGGAGAGAGAAGCUCAGAUCAGCAGUCUGCAGGCGGCACGACACGCCCUAGAGAGUCAACUACAGCAGGCCAAAACUGAGCUGGAGGAGACGACCGCCGAGGCCGAGGAGGAGAUUACUGUCCUACGGGCCCAUCGGGAUGAAAUUCAGCGCAAGUUUGAUGCCCUGCGAGACAGCUGUGCGGUGAUCACAGAUCUAGAGGAGCAGUUGACGCAGCUGACCCAGGAGAAUAGCGAGUUGAACCGGCAGAACUUCUACCUGUCUAAACAACUGGACGAGGCCACGGAUGAGAACGAGGAGCGACUGCAACUCAAACAGGACGUGGAUCGUCUGCGCAGAGAGGUGGCCGACCGAGAGAUGCACCUCAACAACCAGAAACAGAACAUUGAAACACUGAAGACGACGUGUACAAUGCUGGAGGAGCAGGUGCUAGAGCUGGAGACACUGAAUGAUGAGCUGCUGGAGAAAGAGAGACAGUGGGAGAGUUGGAGAUCUUCUUUGGACGAGGAGAAAAACCAGGCAGAGAGAAGAGCUCGAGACAUACAGAGACAACUGGACAGUGAAAAACAGAACAGACUCUGUGCAGAGCAACGUAAUUCUGAAUCUCGUCAAGCAGUUGAACUGGCAGUGAAAGAACACAAAGCUGAGAUUCUGGUGCUUCAACAGGCCCUGAAAGACCAGAAACUCAAAGCGGAGGGCCUCUCUGAUACUAUGAGUGAUCUGGAGAAGAAACAUGCUAUGCUGGAAAUGAAUGCUCGCAGUCUGCAACAGAAGCUAGAGACAGAGAGGGAAAUAAAACAAAGACUCAUGGACGAGCAAGCAAAACUACAGCAGCAAAUGGACCUUCAGAAGAGUCACAUCUUCAGACUGACACAAGGACUUCAGGACGCACUGGACCAGACUGAUCUUCUGAAGACAGAGAGAACCGACCUGGAGUACCAGCUAGAAAACAUACAGGCGGCAUACUCUCAUGAGAAAGUCAAGAUGGAGGGGACCAUCACGCAGCAGACGAAGCUCAUCGACUUCCUGCAGGCCAAGGUAGAGCACCCCUCUAAGAGGAAAAAGGGUAUCUUCAGCGGGCGACGGCGUGAGGAUAUUCUGGCAGCACUGGCAGCUCAGGGUCAGACGCAUGUGCCCACUGUACCCGCUGUGACCCCGGUGCCCCUGCAGUACAGUGACCUGAAGGCAGCGCUGGAGAAGGAGAGAGCCCGGAGCUCAGAGCUUGAAGAUGUCCUGCAGAAAACACGCUUGGAGCUCAGAGAGGCAGUUCAGUUUAAUAAAGCUCUGGAGCACAGUGGAACUCCAUCCACUCCAGGUCUGGCCCGUCAGCAGCUCAUGAUGUCCACCAAAUCCAACAAAUCACCCGAACGUCAGCCCAGCCUCAUGGCCUCCAGCUCUGGCCGCAGGAAGGACGCUGGCAAUCCGGAAGAAAUAAGGAGAGUCACUUCUGAAAAAUAUGCCAGACGUGUGAAGGACAGAAUCCAUCACAACACUCCUCACCGCUUCACGCAAGGGCUCAACAUGCGAGCGGCACGCUGCACCGUCUGUCUGGAUACAGUUCAUUUUGGACGGCAGGCUGCUACCUGCAUUGAAUGUCACGCUUUGUGCCACCCAAAAUGCUCGCCCUACUUGCCAGCCACCUGCGGCGUGCCCACCGAGUACGCCCUGCACCUGUCUGACGCACUGUGCAGGGAGAAGGGCAGCACCUCCGGUCUGAAAGACACUGGUGGACACAUGAGACUAGAGGGAUGGCUCAAACAGCCCAGAAACGGCAAGCGAGGUCAGGGCUGGGAGAGGAAGUACGUGGUUCUGGACGGAUAUAAAGUCAUCACAUACGAGACAGAACCAAGAGACGAGUCAGUGAAGCCACUGGAUGAGUUUGAGUUAUGUCUGUCUGAUGGAGAGGUGACGGUUCACUCGUCUGUUGGUACAUCUGAGGUGCCAAACACAGCCAAAUCAGAUGUGCAGUACGUGCUGAAGUUGGAGUCGUCUCCACAGUCCACAUGCUGGCCCGGUCAGACUCUGUACCUCAUGACCUCCGGCUUCUCAGAGAAGCAGCGCUGGGUGGCUGUCCUGGAAGCUAUCGUGGCGAGCAGUCGCGGCGCGAGAGAGAAAGCCGAAGCUGAUGCACUUUCUCCAUUACUUCAGAAACUGUUGGGUAACUCUUUACUCAAGCUGGAGGGUGAUGACAGGUUGGAUAUUAACUGCACUCUACCACUGACUGAUCAGAUCGUGUUGGUGGGCUCUGAAGAGGGUCUCUAUGCCCUGAACGUGAUCAAGAACUCCCUCGCUCACAUUCCGGGUCUGGGAUCCGUGUUCCAAAUCCACAUCAUCAAAGAACACGACAAGCUGCUAAUGAUCGUGGGAGAUGAACGGGCAUUGUGUUUGGUGGAGAUUAAGAAGGUGAAACAGUCUUUGUCUCAGUCUCACCUCCCCACACUGCCUGAGAUUGUGCCGUAUAUCUUUGAGACAGUGAAGGGCUGUCAUCUGUUUGCCGCAGGCAGGAUAGAAAAUGGUCCGUGCAUUUGUGCAGCAAUGCCAAAUAAAGUCACAAUUUUACGUUACAAUGACAACCUCAACAAAUUCUGCAUCCGUAAGGAGAUUGAAACACUGGAGCCGUGCAGCUGUAUUCACUUCACAAGCUACAGCAUCAUCAUCGGUACCAAUAAAUUCUAUGAAAUUGAGAUGAAGCAGUGCGUUCUGGAUGAGUUUCUAGACAAGAAUGACGUGUCGCUGGCGUCGGCGGUGUUCACUGGAUCCUCUCACUGUUUCCCAAUCGCCAUCGUCCAGGUGUCCAGCACUCCACAGAAGGAGGAAUAUCUGCUCUGCUUCCACGAGAAUGGAGUGUUUGUGAACGGUUAUGGUCACAGAAGUCGUCCGGAUGAUAUCAAGUGGAGUCGACUUCCUCUUACGUUUGCGUUCAGAGAGCCAUAUCUGUUUGUCACUUACUUUAAUUCGCUGGAUGUUAUUGAGAUUCAGGGACACGCAGCUCUUGGGCCUCCCGGUCUCGUACACCUGGACAUUCCUAACCCACGGUACUUGGGUCCGGCUAUCUCCUCCGGUGCCAUCUACCUGGCCUCCUCGUACCAGAACAAACUGCGGGUGAUCUGCUGUAAGGGCAGUCUGGUGCGAGAGUCUGGAGAACUUCAGAGGACCGGUUCUAGCAGGAGCCCAAACAAGCGUGGGCCCCCCACAUAUAACGAGCACAUCUCCAAGCGCCUGGCUUCAGGUCCCGGGGCCCAGGAGAGCCAGCUGCACCGUGAGCCCAGCACCCCUCACCGUUACCGCGAGGGGCGUACGGAGUUCCGGAGGGACAAAUCUCCUGCCAGGCCUCUGGACCGCGAGAAAUCGCCGGGCCGCGCUGUGCUAGACAGCCGCAGAGAGCGGUCACCCGGGCGCUUCGAGAGCAGUGGCAGCGAGAGAGACCGGGAGCGCUCGCGCCUUCACACUAGCUCCGUACGCACUCAACUGACGCCCGUCAACAAGGUUUGGGACCAGUCUUCGGUCUGAGAACGUUCCGGAGAGAUGACGUAAAGAGCCAUCGUCCACUCCCUGCAUGGAUGGACAUGCCAUUUUAACAGGCGCUUCAUAUAACACUGAACUAUCAUCUCAUGCCUGUAACCGUGAAAAGAGCCAUGUUAUUUCUCUUGCAGCCAUAAUAUUAUAUAAUACUUGAGUCUGGGAUAUUUUGCUAACAUUGUUAACUUGCUGUUACCAUUUACAAAGGUCCACUGUAAACAAACUCAAGAGCAAUUUGGAGAAAGAUUCAGAGGCUUGAUAUAAGGGAAGUUCUAUCAACAGCAUUUAUGGCAUAAUGCACAUUACCACAGAAAAUAAUCUUGACUCGCCCCUCAUAAAAAAAGCAAUAAUUGUGGCUCAAGCAAGGCCAUAAACAUAAUAAAUGAUUAAUAUUAAACAAACGCAAUUAUCUACGAUUCUCUUAAAAUUGUGUCUUGGAUGUUUUUGAAGUCUCUGCCAUUGCUUUCCUGUGCUGAGCUCCCAAAAGCACAUAAAGGCAGCAUAAAAGUCUCCGGUAGUUUAAUCCAUGUCUUCUGAAGGGAUAUAAUAGGUGUGGGUGAGAAACUGCUCAAUAUUUAAGUCCUUUUUUUACAAUAAAUUCUCCUCCCUGCCCACUAGGUGGCGAUAUGCGUGAAUAAUGUGAAUCGUCAAAACCAAAAGCAGCUUGAGAUAGUCAAAGUGGAGAUUUAUAGUCAAAAAGGACAAAAGAAAUGUUUCUUAAAAGGUGCUGUAAGCGCCUUUUUGUUCCAAAGCUUUCACGUGAGCAAUUAGCCACGCCCACUCAUUCCAAAACCACGCCCACCACAGAUAAUUCUGAGACCAAUAUCGAGCAAAAGAGCAGCAUUGUUUGUUUCAUCUCCACUUUCACUAUCUCAAGCUGCUUUUGGUCUUCACGCAUAUCGCCACCUAGUGGGCAGGGAGGAGAAUUUAUAUUUAUAUUUAUGCAUUUGGCAGAUGCUUUUAUCCAAAGCGAUUUACAGAGCCCUUAUUACAGGGACAAUCCCCCCGGAGCAACCUGGAGUUAAGUGCCUUGCUCAAGGACACAAUGGUGGUGGCUGUGGGGAUCGAACCAGUGAUCUUCUGAUUACCAGUUUACCAGUUAUGUGGUUUAGACCACUACACCACCACCAUGUGCUUUUGGGAGCUUUGAAAUGUUGGUACCCCUUGACCUGCAUUGUCAAGAAUCAUUGACAUGAAUCAUAGCCUCAAUGAGCCACUUCAAAUUCAACUCUGUAUGAGAAUCAGCAAAAUGAUUGACAGGUGAAAAGAAUCAAUGUCGCGGUUCACAAACACAUUUUUGUUUGCUGUUUACAAAGCCUACAGCGGUCACAGAGACCGGUGAGAUAUCUCAGGAACUUAUUUCAUUAAUAUCUCAAGGGAGUUUAUUAAAAUAAUGAAUAAUGUAAUUAAUAAUAAUUGAAAUAAUAAGAAUGUGACAUCCAGAAUGGGCAAUUAGGCAAAGAAAUGUGUGAUGCAGCAGUUUCCUUCAGGAUCAAAACGCACUUUUCAUUUUUUUUGGUGUAGUUCCAAAAUGUGAUAAGCCCCUUUUACCUUUGGAUUUAUGAAAAAAUUAUAUGAACAAAAUUAACGGGUUAUAACCGGUUAGCACAUUUUAAAAUAAGGUUUCACUCCGGAACAAUUGAAUAAUUUUGUUUGUUUUCGUUCUUGAACAGUUUUUAGUCCCUGUGUUUGAUGCUUCUCUUCACUGCAGAUAUAAGGAACUACCUUAAUUUCUUUCAAGAUCAAAAAUGUCUUUGUUUUUGCAAACUUUUAAGGGUAGUGUACAAAAGCAGAUGAUAGUUAAAAAAAAUCCCAGUGACAUCUUUAAAAUUAUGUCAUGUUUCAAAAUAACCAAAGUCCCUAUCAAGGCAAGUCAGUCCACUAGGCGGUCAUCUUUGGAACGCUCCUGGGCAGCUAUUUUCCAUGAAUACAAGCAGCAUAAAAGUGGGGGAAAGACUGAAGUCUUCAAAACGAUUGGUCAAGAUCAUGAUUAAAGAUCUUGACCAACAGAUCUUGAACAUAUUUCAUAUUUCAAUUCAGUAUUAAAAUCUGACAACGCUGGUAUUUUGUGCUUCUUUACCUCAGAUUACGAUACAAAAAAAACACACAAUUUGCCC
Molecule: messenger RNA, 7372 nt
Organism: Xyrauchen texanus (razorback sucker)
Lineage: Eukaryota; Metazoa; Chordata; Actinopteri; Cypriniformes; Catostomidae
Product: citron Rho-interacting kinase
Exons: 41
Coding region: 360-5246 (1628 amino acids)
Biological process (GO): actomyosin structure organization; peptidyl-threonine phosphorylation
Cellular component (GO): cytoplasm; cytoskeleton
Molecular function (GO): protein serine/threonine kinase activity
Source: RefSeq, a predicted model, not a curated record